CAUAGUGCUCAGAUAGGGAUAGCUGGGUGAGACCUAACCAGAGCACACAGGAGCUGCCUGCAUUUGCCUGGCAAAGAGGUCCAACGAGGUCCACUGCUAGGACAUGAGUGAGCAGCAGGAAAGGGAGACAGAAGAGGAUGAAGGAGGUACUUCAGACACAGCACCCAUGCUGCCCCGAAGAAGGUCUACUGACUACCAUAUCUCAGUCCUGGUAUGCCCAGAGUGGCCUGUCCUGGCCACCCAAGGCCUCAGGACCCUGUUGGUGCCUGGCCGAGCUCUGGUUGGGUUCCUGUUCCAUCUGCUGCUACCUGGGACAGUCUUCCUGCUGGUAUUGCUGCCAGCAGCUGCCAUUGUCUACCUGGGAUUCCUGUGCCACUCAAGGGUUCAUCCAGCCCCGGGGCCACGGUGCCGAGCGCUGCUCUCAGACCGCGGCUCUGCAGCGCUCAUCGUGCUGGGAUUCCUCUCCCUGCCGCCGCUCCUGGUGCUCGCCUCGGCCGCCCGCUCCCUCCUGGCCCGGCGACUACGCCCUGUGCCGCCUACCCCCGCGAGGGCCCCUGCACCACCGAGAUGCAGCAGCGAAGAGGGUCUGGCGGGCGACCGCCCUGACGAAGAGAAACAGCUCUGUGCCUGGGUCUGAUGCCUCAGAGGCGUCUCGGUGUCGAGAGCCCCGCCUUGACCCCCAUAAAGUGGACCGGUGGAGCGGCUGCCUCUGGGCUCUGAGCGCAGUGCUCGAAGUCGCCAGGAGAUGGCAACCGGAUCCCUUAGACCAGGGUGGCGCUUCUCAGAGGCGGGAGGUGGUCCUCUGAGAAGGUGCCCUGGGCUCUGCUCCCUCACAAAGCGAAUGCCCUCCAUUCCCUCCUGUGCUCAGCAGCCAGCUUUGCGGAUAUCUGUGUCCCCCAAAACAGUGCUAGUUCUAGAAGCUCCAGGAUGACCAGUAACAACCGGACUUCAUGACUUACCUUGAGACUCAGCUUGAGGACAAGGCUCAUUUGGGUCUAUGGUCAAAAUAUUACCAGGUCAGGUUUCAGGUGAGAUCUAGGAUUAGUAGCUCAGCGGAAGCCCAGGGUCAGCAACUUUAUGUUGAUUGGAGUUUUGACUGCAAGUGUAUCUGUGUAAGGUUGUCCCCAAGCCCUGGAACUGAAGUUACAGACAGGUGUGAGCUGCAGUAUAGGUACUGGAAAUUGAACACGGGUCCUCUGGAAGAACAGACAGGGUUCUUAGCCCCCCAAGACUCAGUUUGUUUUCAGGGUCAGGUACCAAUGUGUAUCCAGAACUGGAGCUCAACCUCUGACCAAGGUUCUUUUCUUUUGAGACAGGCAGCAGGGUAAAAGCUCAAUUUUACAGUGUGGGUAAUUUUAAGGUUUGUCUUUGCUUUUGGCAGGCUACAGCUUUACUAACAAUUUCCUAAGUAUGGUUAAAUUAUCCUCCUCCUCCUUGUUUCCUAUCUCCUCUUCCUCCUCCUGCUCUCCUUUUUUCUCUUCUUCCUUCUCCUUCCAGGUUCUCAUCAUGCUAGAACUAGAAUAUCUUAUUUAUUUUAAUUUUUUUAGUAGUCCUGGGAUGGAAUUCCAAGCCUUAUACAUGUUAGGCAAGCACUUUACCACUGAGCUAUAUCCUCAGCUCUGGAUAUGUUUUUAAAUUUUUGUUUGUUUGUC
Peromyscus leucopus (white-footed mouse) is the source of this 1652-nucleotide messenger RNA. RefSeq names its product transmembrane protein 88B (gene Tmem278). Bases 104 to 637 code for a protein of 177 amino acids. NCBI's taxonomy places the organism in Eukaryota, Metazoa, Chordata, Mammalia, Rodentia, Cricetidae. The transcript is spliced from 3 exons. Gene Ontology annotation, cellular component: plasma membrane. Gene Ontology annotation, biological process: negative regulation of canonical Wnt signaling pathway. The record is from RefSeq and is a predicted model, not a curated record. Gene Ontology annotation, molecular function: PDZ domain binding.